This is a messenger RNA of Hibiscus syriacus, 2210 nucleotides long. RefSeq lists its product as uncharacterized. Lineage: Eukaryota; Viridiplantae; Streptophyta; Magnoliopsida; Malvales; Malvaceae. The transcript has 5 exons. Bases 100 to 933 code for a protein of 277 amino acids. The record is from RefSeq and is a predicted model, not a curated record.
UGUGUUUCGAAUCAAACUACAUAUGAUGAAGAAUUAAAUGCGUUCAUGAUGAAGAAACAAACGGUAAAGGCAGAACAACAUAUGCAAGCAAAAAACUAGAUGCACCAACAACAAGCUGAUGAAUACGAUGGUGAAGAAGAUGUUGUUGAAAUAGGCGGCCGUAGUAGCAAGAUGCCCCCACCCAAAAAACCAAGGCAAAAAGGUCCUAUGGACAUUUACUUCACUCCUAAUCCUCGAGAAGCAAUCAAAGCUAGGAUGGAAGGGAGACAACAAACCAUCAAUGAAACGUGUCGAAAGAACCAUAGGGAUAAAGUUUGUCAUGAGAUUGGGAGGUGGUUUUACGAUGCAGGCAUUCCUUUUAAUGUCGUAACAUAUGAGAGUUUUCAAAUAAUGAUCGAAGCAAUCAGACAGUAUGGCCCCGGGAUGAAAGCACCAUGUAUGUACGAGUUAAGAGUUCCCAUACUUAACAAGGAAAUAGAGGAAGUUCAAAACCAAAUUGUGGAAAAUAAGAAAGAAUGGGCAGAAAAAGGUUGUUCAAUACUAUCGGAUGGAUGGCGUGAUUCCGUUGUUCAAAAAGAUAUCAACUUCAUGGUAAACUCCCCAAAGGGUUCGGUCAUCGUGAAGUCACUUGAUGUAUCUGAUGUUUCAAAGGAUGUUGAUUUGUUGUUUCAUGUUCUUGAUAAAAUGGUGGAGGAAGUUGGUGAAGAGAAUGUGGUGCGGGUGGUGACUGAUAAUGCAUCAUCUUAUGUAAAGGCCGGGAAGUUGUUGGAAGCUAAAAGACCACAUCUCUAUUGGACACCAUGUGUUGCACACUGCCUAGACUUGAUGUUGGAGGAUAUUAGCAAACACAUUCCUAGGGUUAAAAAUGCUUUAAAAAAUUCCAUUUACUCAAAUGGAUAUAUAUAUAUAGUCAUGUUGGUUUGGCGAACUUGAUGAGAAAGUUCACAAACUAAAGAAACUUGCAUGGACCGACCAUCACAAGAUUUGCUACUUCCUUUAUCACUCUUGCCCAGAUCCACAAACAAAAAAACAAUUUGAGGAAGAUGGUGACUUCUCAAGAGUGGGAAGCGAGCAAGUGGUCUAAAGAACCCACGGGUAAGAAAAUAAAGUCUUACUUUUUGCAAGAAACGUUUUGGAAGAAUGUACUUUAUUCUCUCAAGUUGACAGGCCCCUUAGUGAAAGUUCUUAGACUAGUUUGAUGGAGAAAAAAAUCCAGCCAUGGGGUACAUCUAUGAGGCAAUGGAUAGAGCUAGGGAGACGAUUCGUGAUAGUUCUCCAAAUUGAGAGGAUGAUUACAAGAAAGUUUUUGAAAUAGGUGGGAAUGUCAACUACAUAAACCUUUGCAUGAUGUGGGACAUUUCUUGAACCUGGGGAUCUUUUAUGAUGAAAUUGGUGGUGUGCUUUGUGAAGAAGUUAAAAACGGUUUUUAUGAAUGCAUGUAGAGGCUUGUUCGCGACCAAGAAACUCAAGACAAGAUUUCAGAUGAGUUAGUUAAAUACCGGAAGGCUGAAGGUCUCUUUGGUAUUAGCUUGGCUGUUAGGUAAAGGAAAACAAAAUCACCAGCUGAUUGGUGGACAAUGUAUGGAUCUUCGGCUCCUAACUUGAAAAAGUUUGCUAUACGGAUUUUUAGUCUCACUUGUAGUGCUACAAGUUGUGAGAGAAACUGGAGUGUUUUUCAACAAAAACAAAACAGAUUGGCACAAUCUAGAUUGAAUGACAUGGUGUGUGAAAUUCAAUAGUGCCUUGGAGCGUCGAGCUAAAAGUAAGGAGAUUGAUCCCAUUCUUUUGCAAGAUAUUGAUGAGAGCAAUGAGUGGUUCAUGGGAAGAAUGGAAGAUGAUGAAGAUGAUGAUGAGACGGUGUUUGUUGGUGAGGAUUUGACAUGGAGUGAUGUUGUUAACGCUUCCGGUGCAUAUGAGCCUAGUUAUCUAACUAGAGUAUCAAAAGUAGUGAAUGAUGGAGCCGGACCCUAGUAGACCAUCUCGUAGAUGCUUAGUUGAUGAAGAUGAGAUGGAAGAAGAUAUUGGAGUGUUUAGUGAUGAAGGAGAUAUUGUUCGAGUUGAUGUCGAUGACGAUUUAGAGGAUUUUUAAUUAUAAGGAAUUGAGGGUUUAGAAAAAUACCUUUGUUCAUCUCACUUUAGACUACUUUUGGUGUAGACCAUCUUUUGAGAUUAAUAUGCUCGUAUAGUCGUAUGGUUAAUGGUAUAUACGU